AUGAGCGGGAAAAGUACUGAAAACGGAAGCAAGAAUGCAACUAGUAGAAAAUACGCAAGACGUACGGUACAGACAUUUAUCACCCAAUUUUGCAGAAGGAAAACGAAAAAAAAAGAGGUUAUUAUUUUAGGGGAUGAUGCAAGUGAUGACAAAGUGGUUGAGCUUGGAAAGGAUUCAAGGAAGGAAGAAUAUGAGCUAACACUGAAUGAAAAAGAGAUGCAGCAAAAUAUACAACUAGAGAUACCCGAAUCCGGAACUUUGGAUGACAAGGGUGAACAAACAGUGAAUAUAAAAUGCCCAAUAUGCAAUUUGAAUAUUGGAAAUCUGGACCUCACACAAAGAAAUGAGCAUGUGAAUGAUUGCUUAUUUACGGUUACCACUCUUACAAAUUCGACAAAGUAUGUCUCAGUUAAGAAGGGGAAAAAGAGGAGUCGUACAGAUAAUAAAAUGGCUAAGAAGAAAGAGAAAUGCAAAAAGAAACAGAGGCAGAAACGUAGGCCAAAACCAGCUUUGCCAGACUAUAAGGUCCUUCAACUUGGAAAAGAUAAAAUUGCAGUAGAUGCUUUUGGCUUCGAGCCAGACAAUACAAUUCAGACAUAUAUUUUAACCCAUUUUCACUCAGAUCAUUAUGGAGGAUUGCGGAAAAGUUGGGAUAAUGGAAGCCUCAUUAUUGGAACCAAAGUUACAGUGGCACUAGCUGUGAAACGUUUCAAUAUUCCAGUGGACAAAUUUAUGGGAAUGGAGUACAACGAGAGUCGGAUGAUUCCAAAUACACACAUUGAAAUAACCUGCCUGGAUGCAAAUCAUUGUCCUGGAAGUGCGAUAUUUGUUUUGCAAUCAAAGAUAACAGGCGAGAAGUUUCUCCAUUGCGGGGAUUUCCGUGCAAAUGGAAAGAUGGUUAAAGCUUUAAGGAAAUGGGGGAAGUUCGACCGUAUUUACAUAGAUGAUACGUACUUGGACCCCCAAUAUAGUUUUCCGAAGCAAGUGGACGUUAUUGAUGCCACUUGCAAUGUGAUACUAAACGGAAGUCAAGAAGCUCAAAGUACGCAAAAGCGAGUCAUAGACUUUUUUCGCAAGGUUGGGGACGCUCCCUCAGAAUUUUUGGUAGUUGUGGGUACAUACUCAAUUGGCAAAGAGAGACUGGCUAUAGAGCUUGCAGAGAGAAUGAAAUCUCGUAUAUAUUGCGAUGAGCGGAAGGGAAAUAUCUUGAAGAUAUUACAAUGGAAACAGUUAGAUGACAUACUGGAGACCAACCCUGCUAACGCUCAUGCUUGUAAAGUUCAUUUAGUAUCAAUGAGGGCGAUGAAUAAAGAUUCAUUACUGUUGUAUUUGAAACAGUAUUCUUCUCAUUUCAAAACGGUUAUAGGUAUUAAUCCGACUGGCUGGUCCUUUGGAUUUUCGAAAGCGAACAAGAGACGCACACUAACAGGAUUUGAAGGUAUUGAUUCAUUUUUAAAUGAAUUUAUCGACCCUGUACCACUAAGUGAAGUUUACGAUGAGAUUAAAAAGCAAUUUAGUUUUCGGAAUAAACAAGAAAGGGCACAAGAUCUAGUUGUUGGGAAAACAUUAAGGGUUCCGUAUAGUGAGCAUUCAUCCUUUAGGGAGCUUUUUUAUUUUAUAAACCUUGUUCCAGCAUCCAAGAUUAUUCCCACGGUUAAUGUUUCAAAUUUGGAUGAGGAACGCUGGCUUAGGAGCUUUCAGAAAUAUGAAGGGAAACUGGAUGUGGAAAAAAUGUGA
Brettanomyces bruxellensis is the source of this 1737-nucleotide messenger RNA. RefSeq lists its product as uncharacterized. The coding region runs from base 1 to 1737 and encodes 578 amino acids. Gene Ontology annotation, molecular function: beta-lactamase activity; 5'-3' DNA exonuclease activity; zinc ion binding. The transcript has a single exon. NCBI's taxonomy places the organism in Eukaryota, Fungi, Ascomycota, Pichiomycetes, Pichiales, Pichiaceae. Gene Ontology annotation, biological process: interstrand cross-link repair; antibiotic catabolic process; protection from non-homologous end joining at telomere. The record is from RefSeq and is a predicted model, not a curated record.